Peniophora sp. CBMAI 1063 is the source of this 1257-nucleotide messenger RNA. The record is from the annotation of a GenBank genome assembly. NCBI's taxonomy places the organism in Eukaryota, Fungi, Basidiomycota, Agaricomycetes, Russulales, Peniophoraceae.
AUGGCGUCCUACACUAAGAAAGAUGUCAGGACAAGUAUCCGACAUCUGGCUCCCGCUUGGUUCGCCGCAAAUAUGGGCACUGGAUCGAUCUCCAUUCUAUUCGCGAAUUAUCCGUAUGGCAACACGACCCUACCAAUGCAAGCAUUCGCUACCGCAUUCUUCUUCCUCAACCUAUUCCUGUUCAUCGCCCUCACGACUGCGUCCGCCUACCGCUAUUUGCGAUACCCGGAUAUCUGGAGACUUAUGAUACACCACCCAGUACAAAGCUUGUUUUUGGGCUGUUUUCCUAUGGGUGCCGCGACACUCAUCAGCGUGGCCGCUGGGGUCUUUUACACCGACUUCGGCUUCGGAGGGACACCGUUCCUCUACUUCCUGUGGGCUUGCUGGUGGCUUGACUCAGCAAUUUCGGCUGCUUGCGUUUUCUGGCUUGUGCACAUCAUGUUCACGCGACACCAGCACGACAUCCAGAAAAUGACAUCGCUUUGGCUUCUCCCGGUCGUAACGUUCAUCGUCGCAUCCGCAACGGGAGGUGCUCUUCUCAAACCCCUGCAUGCGGUCAAUGCAUACCACGCACACAUCACGCUCGCCGUCAGUCUGGUCAUGGUGGCCAUCGGCAUAUCCCUGGCGUUUAUGAUCCUCACACUCUACCUCCUUCGUCUGAUUGUGCACGGUCUUCCGGAGGGCGCAUCAAUUCUGUCCGUCUUCAUCCCUCUCGGACCCACCGGCCAGUCGGGGUACUCCAUCCUUCUCAUUGCGCAGGCUGCGCCGACGUUCUUUCCCUUCGCCGGCAGCGAGUCAAGCUUCCUCGGUAGCGCCGACAUGGGGUUAAUUGUGCAGGCUAUAUGCAUCUGCACCUCGCUCGUGUUGUGGUCGCUGGCGACGAUGUGGCUCGUCUUCGCCCUCGUCGGUCUCAGCUCGACCUUGCGCCGGACACAGAAAGGGUUCCCCUUCAAGGUGCCAUUCUGGGGCAUGAUUUUCCCGAACGGUGUAUACGCGAACUUGACCAUCCAGUUGUAUCGCGUGCUCGACGUCAACUUCUUCCGGGUUUGGGGUGCCAUGUAUGCGGCCGCAACGUUAUGCCUUUGGGUCGUCGUCUUUGGCAAGACGAUCUUCAUGGUUCGCUAUGGUUAUGUUUUCGAGGCGCCUUGCCUGGAGGGCAUCGACCUCGGCACAAACGCUGCGCUCGCGGAGUCCUCGCGCCGAGUCGCCCAACAAAUGAGUAAGGAGACGGAGGACGCUGCCGCACAGAAGAAAUGA